Messenger RNA from Polyodon spathula (Mississippi paddlefish), 2881 nucleotides. Its product is annotated as cis-aconitate decarboxylase-like. Bases 535 to 2025 code for a protein of 496 amino acids. Gene Ontology annotation, molecular function: lyase activity. The record is from RefSeq and is a predicted model, not a curated record. NCBI's taxonomy places the organism in Eukaryota, Metazoa, Chordata, Actinopteri, Acipenseriformes, Polyodontidae. The transcript has 6 exons.
GCCAGCAUUGCAUGAUAAUAUAAAUAUCAUGUCUUUUUUUAUGUUUAACAUUAUUGUUAUACGUUCCUACCUAAUUAUUUAGAGGGCAACAUGCCUCGCUUUAAGACACUGUGCUGCCAGCUGGACAUGUUAAAAUAGAUUUUUAACUUGUCGAUCAGGCCCAUCUUGAAGGACCAUUCAGGCAGGGGGUCUCCCAGUGCUAAGUUCUCAAUAUAAAAGCAUACAAUAAAAAACUGCCAGCUGCGUGUCAGUGUGAUCGACCCAAGUUGUCAGUAAGUGUCCUCCCAGAACAGAGAAAGAGGGGGAUUCCCCAAGAGUCCAGACCCCUUCCUGCUUAUUACAGAACCCGUUUCCUGGUCAGAUUAGAAAAAUCCCCCCAAUUAGUUGAAUAGUUUCACUAAAAGAAGGAGGGUUUGGAACCUGUUGGGCGAUGGGUAUCCCGGUAUGAAAAAUAUAUAAAGAGGAUGAAACCACGGCAGAUACACAGCUCAGUGACAGAACACUGUGAUACACAGCAACCUACUGAACAACACCAUGCUCUCAGCACUCAAGUUUCAGAGAACUCCAAGGCACUUUUCCUGCCUGCGACUUCUACACAAAUCUGCAGUUGAAGUGCAGGAAAGGCCUGCCCCAGAGGAGACAGUCACCAGCAGUUUUGGAGGGUUCAUCCACUCUGUGCACCCGGGCCAGCUGUCAGACACUGUGCUGCACCGCAGUAAGAGGAUGAUCCUGGACAGCAUCGGGGUGGGGCUGCUGGGAAGCACCUCCCACGUCUUCCAGCUGGCUCUGCAGCACUGCCAGCAAAUGUAUGCUCCAGAUUACAUCAGUUCAGUCUUUGGUCGAUGGCACACAAGACUCUCUCCGAGUCUGGCAGCCUUUGUCAAUGGAGUAGCGGUCCAUUCAAUGGACUUCGAUGAUACCUGGCACCCAGCCACUCACCCCUCAGGGGCGGUCCUUCCUGCCCUGCUCGCUAUUGCUCAGAUGUUGCCUGGCAACGCCAAGCCCAGUGGGAUGGACCUCCUGUUAGCCUUCAACGUGGGCAUUGAGAUUCAGGGCCGGCUCAUGAGGUUCUCCAACGAAGCCCAAAACAUCCCCAACAGGUUCCAUCCCCCGACUGUGGUGGGCCCUCUGGGUAGUGCUGCUGCCUGCUCCCGUCUGCUCUCCCUGGAUCGCUUGCAGUGCUCAAACGCCCUGGCGAUUGCUGCCUCCCUAGCAGGGGCUCCCAUGGCCAACGCUGCCACUCAAUCCAAACCUCUUCAUAUCGGGAACGCAGCCCGACUCGGCAUGGAGGCGGCACUGCUGGCUUCCCGGGGCCUGGAGGCCAGCACGCUGAUCCUGGACUCGACCCCAGGCUGCGCUGGCUUUAGUGCCUUCUACAACGACUACCUGCCAAAGGCACUGCCCUCCCCAGAGGAACAGGAUCCCCGCUUCCUGCUGGAGGACCAGGACAUAGCCUUCAAGCGCUUCCCUGCACACCUGGGCAUGCACUGGGUGGCAGACGCAGCAUGCUCAGCGCGGGAGCUUUUGGUCAACACUGUAGGGGGGUUCCACCCCUCUAUGAUCCAGAGCAUCCUACUGAGAAUCCCCCUCUCCAAAUAUAUCAACCGUCCCUUCCCUGAAUCCGAGCACCAGGCCAGACACUCCUUCCAGUUCAACGCCUGCACUGCUCUGCUGGACGGCGAGGUCAGUGUCCAGUCGUUCAGCCCAGCGUUCCUGGACCGCCCCGAGCUGAUCAGCCUCCUGAGCAGAGUACGGGUCGAGCACCCCCAGGACAACCCUGCCAAUUUCAAUAAGAUGUACGCAGAGGUGCUGCUGACCCUCACAACAGGCAAUGUCUUGAAGGGUCGUUGCGACACCUUUUAUGGACACUGGAGGAAGCCACUGAGUCGUGACAGUCUGCUGAAAAAGUUCCGGGCAAAUGCUGGGGCAGUCCUGCCAGGAGAGAGGGUGGAGGCCAUCAUUGAUGCCGUGGAGAACAUAGAAGACAUGCAGGACUGCUCCCACCUCACCAUGCACCUGGAGUGAAGGGCUUCAUGACAUCCUUUGAUGACGUACACUAGAAGAAAACAAUUUGAAGGCACUGGGGAAAAGAUCUUUAUGCCAUUUGUGUUUUGUUUUAUUGUAUUAUUGUUGUUGUUGUUGUUGUUGUUGUUAUAUAAUGCAUAAUUUUAGUGAGUAUUUACCCAAUCAUACUCAAUUGUAAGUAAAGCAGUGGUGUCAUUAUAUGACAGAUAGGGACAGUCACCUUUAAACCACACAGUUUACACAGAUUAUACAAUGUAUAUACUCUCAUUUCUGAUAGCACUGUGAAUCUCACUAAUGCUCUAUUUAUUGAAUUAUUGUUAUUUUAUUUAAUCUUUUACAAAAUUGUAUUGUGUGUAAUUUCACAGUUUUGUAUGGGAAUUGCAUACUGUUGAUUUGUGUAGCAGGUCACUGGUUUGGAAGAUAUCAUCUGUCAAUUCUAUCAAUUAAAUCAUCACCUACAGGAUGACAAUGUGCAUACAAGAUGCAAAAUGUGAAACCAAUGCGAUGCCCCUAGUAUGCAAAUAUAAUACAAAUGAAACAAUUGUGAUUGCUUUGGUGUUUAUUUUAUUUAAUUGAAAAAUAUUCUUAGUUACAAGGUAUAACACAGUACUUUCAUUUUCUACCAGCUUUUAAUCAUUACAAAGAUGUUUCGACUUUAAUAAUUAAUUCAAAACAGUGUAACUCAAAACAGUACCUUGUUCUAAUUGUGAUAUGAAUUGACUAAUAGAAAGUUUUAAUUUGAUUAAUAAUUGUGAAAUGUACAAUCAGUAAUGGUAUUAUGUUCUAGUUAUGUGAUGUGAAUUAAAACGUCUGUUUUCUCAAGUGAAUUGAUUAAAUACAAUUGUGGACCUUGUCU